Lutzomyia longipalpis is the source of this 1415-nucleotide messenger RNA. RefSeq names its product acylglycerol kinase, mitochondrial (gene Mulk). Gene Ontology annotation, biological process: ceramide biosynthetic process; protein insertion into mitochondrial inner membrane. NCBI's taxonomy places the organism in Eukaryota, Metazoa, Arthropoda, Insecta, Diptera, Psychodidae. Gene Ontology annotation, cellular component: TIM22 mitochondrial import inner membrane insertion complex; mitochondrion. The record is from RefSeq and is a predicted model, not a curated record. Gene Ontology annotation, molecular function: acylglycerol kinase activity; ATP-dependent diacylglycerol kinase activity; ceramide kinase activity. The transcript has 2 exons. Bases 1 to 1383 code for a protein of 460 amino acids.
AUGACUAAAAUAUGGAAAUUCGAGCUCCUGUUGACGUCGGCAAACAAUUUCUGGUUUGGUGGCGAACACGGCGAAACCGGGUUCAAGUCGCUUCGCGGCGAAUUGGGCGAGUGCAGUGUAAACAUGGCUUUUGUGGUUAAAUUUGCAAAAAAUGUGCGAAAUCACUGGAAAAAAUCAACUUUUGCCGCGGCUGUCAUUUGCUACGGGGCCUCCUAUGCCAAUGAUAAACUCAAGAUCAACAACUUGAUGCGGAAGUACUGUGAGGAGGCAUCAGCUGCUGGUUCGGUACUGGGACAGCAACCUCAGCGUGUCCUUGUCCUCCUUAAUCCUGCAGCCAAUAGGAGAUCCGCUGAGGAUGCAUUCCAGAAGUACUGCGAACCAAUUUUGCAUUUAGCCGGAUUCCUCGUGGAUAUUGUCAAGACGGACUCUGAAGGACAUGCACGGAGGUACAUUGAGGAGCUGCAGCACUUCCCCAGUGCUAUUGUGGUAGCUGGUGGGGAUGGGACACUAUCAGAGGUGGUCACAGGAGUGCUUCGAAGGAGUGAGGGGAAUGACAAAUGCCCCAUUGGGAUGCUUCCAGUGGGUAGAAUGAAUGCCUCAAGUGGUGUGGAAGCUGCAAAGAGGAAUCGUGUUGAGGAAGCCCGACAAUUGGCAGAAGCUGCCAUCUCCAUUGUCCGCGGGAACACAGCUAAGAGGCAUGUAAUGAAGAUUGAGGUCAUUACGGGACAGGAGGAGGAAUACAGGCGUCCAGUGUAUGCUGUUGGAUCCUUCCAGUGGGGUGCCUUUAGGGAUAUACUGUGCCUACGUGAUAGGUACUGGUACACAGGACCACUGAGGGAGUACAUGGCCUUCCUCGUGAAUUCCUUCAGCUCACGUCCAACGUGGGAGUGUGCAGCUGACAUAACGUACACCCCACCGUGUUCUGGAUGUCGCAAUUGUGGCGCGACGGAGAAGAAAGCACCACAAGCCCACAGUGGUAGGUGGUGGUCAACAUUUACCCCAAAAACAAAUGGAAGCACUCCCGGAAGGGAUUUUUCUAACGUAAUCAAUGAAAUGUGCACGAAAGAAUACAAUAUCGAGGGGAAACAUUCAGAAAUCACCGUUGGAACUGCCACAGAACCCGCCCUGGAGAUGAAACUCUCCCCCGCUGAGGCAUCAUCAUUCAGCUUCAUCCUCAAGAGCUGGAAACGCCUGCAGGGACAAUUGGAAGCAGCAGGAAGGGAGGCAAUUGAGGCGAGAACAGUGCAAAUUCUCCCGGAAAUGAUGGAAAAGGAGAAAUACUAUUCCAUUGACAAUGAGGAGUAUGAUGUGAAACCCAUUAGGAUUACCCUUCUGCCCAAUGCAAUCAACAUGUUCUCCCAGAGAAAAGCCCAAAUUGCUUAAACGGAAUUUAAUAAAGUUUUAGUUGAUUUUUC